UUUCUUGUUCGUAUUUGAAAUUAACCAAAAUGAAUUCAAGAUUUCGAGUUCGUAAUUUUUGCUCUGUUCUUGUUUUCAUUAUAUGCAUAAGCAAAUCCGCAGUUUCAGUGAAUGAAGCAGAAGACUACACUCAAUUCCUUCUCGCAAAUGGCGUCGGCCGUACACCUCCAAUGGGCUGGAAUAGCUGGAAUCAUUUUCAAUGCAAUGUUAAUGAGUGGACUGUUAAGACUACUGCUGAUGCUCUUGUUUCAACUGGAUUGGCUGCACUUGGAUACAAAUAUGUUAACAUCGAUGAUUGUUGGGCUGACCAGACUAGAGAUUUGAAGGGUAAUCUAAGAGCAAAUUCUUCAACUUUUCCUUCUGGAAUAAAGGCCCUUGCUGAUUAUGUUCAUGCAAAAGGCUUAAAACUUGGGAUAUAUUCUGAUGCAGGUUAUUCAACAUGUAGCAAGAAAAUGCCAGGCUCUCUUGGGCAUGAGGAGCAAGAUGCAAGAACUUUUGCCCAAUGGGGUGUUGACUACCUGAAGUAUGAUAAUUGCUAUCAUGAUGGUUCUAAGCCUCAAGUCAGAUAUGCCAGGAUGAGUUAUGCAUUGCGCAAAGUAGGACGGCCAAUUCUAUAUUCUUUAUGCGAAUGGGGAGAAGAGGACCCGGCAAAAUGGGCCGGGGAGUACGGUAAUGCUUGGAGAACUACAGGGGACAUCAAAGACUCAUGGGAAAGUGUGGUUUCAAUUGCGGAUCAAAACAACAUUUGGGGAAGAUAUGCAGGACCGGGCAAGUGGAACGAUCCUGACAUGUUAGAAGUGGGCAAUGGAGGAAUGACUAUAGAGGAGUACCGCUCGCAUUUUAGCAUUUGGGCUUUAAUGAAAGCUCCUCUACUCAUCGGAUGUGAUGUCGGAUCGGCAAGUAUACAGACUCUUAGAAUCCUCGGAAACAAGGAGGUGAUCGACGUUAAUCAGAAUUCACUCGGUGUUCAAGGCAGGAAAAUUCGAUCAAAAGAUGGCCGAGAGAUUUGGUCAGGGCCACUGUCAAGGAAAAGAACUGUGGUCUUAUUAUGGAACAGGAGUGGCUCCAUGGCUCCUAUAUCAGUAAGUUGGAGAGACAUUGGGGUUUCUCCAAAUAGUUCCUUAAUGAUCAGAGACUUAUGGGCACACUCGUAUGUUUCGAUGAGCAAGCGUUACGGACUAACUGCAUACGUUGCUCCUCAUGCUUGCAAGAUGUAUAUCCUCACCCCAUCUUAGAUAUAUAAAACUUUAAGCGUGUUUUGGGAUUUUAAUACGAAUUGUAUAAUUUAAAAUAUAAUUUUUACUUUUUACUGUUUAAUUACAUGUUAAAAAUUCACUCAAUCAACAUAAAUGUGAAUUUCGAGUAAUUGAUCGUGGAA
Molecule: messenger RNA, 1378 nt
Organism: Mercurialis annua (annual mercury)
Lineage: Eukaryota; Viridiplantae; Streptophyta; Magnoliopsida; Malpighiales; Euphorbiaceae
Product: alpha-galactosidase-like
Exons: 13
Coding region: 30-1235 (401 amino acids)
Biological process (GO): carbohydrate metabolic process
Molecular function (GO): hydrolase activity, hydrolyzing O-glycosyl compounds
Source: RefSeq, a predicted model, not a curated record